AUGACCAGCAAGAAUGAUGGAAAUGUUGUUCUUGAUCGUCAAAACAAUAAUAUCCAAGGAGGAGUUGUCAUAUCUUCUCCUGACGCCCACGUUCCACUGCCCAACUUGAAGUAUGGCUAUCGAAAGGAGCGUUAUCGAUGGGAGGAAUUGAAAGCAAUCAUUCACGACGAACAAGAUUUGGACAAGUUGUCACGAUCUGAAAACGAUCAGAGAGAAUACGAAGUAUUUCGAUAUCACCUAAAGCAACAAUAUUCUUCUAUUGUAGACUACAUUUUGAUUACCAAAUUUGGGUUUGAAAAAGCAAAGAAUGAUACAGGCUUGUGGCGUUCGAUACCGAGUCUUCAGGAAUCCAAAAUCCCACGCAAGACUCUGGUAAAGAAUGACUUUCCAUACUAUACAGCUCCCAACAUUAUACAUUACAUUUUAUGGAAGAUAAAAGAGGACUUGACGCCCACUGAAAUCGAACAAGCCGAUACAGAAUUAAAGACCAGCUACGGUGCCCUUGAUGUUGUGGAAUGGACCAAUCCACCCCAUUUAAAGUCACUGCCAGAAAUUGACCACGCACACUUUUUGUGCCUAAUAAAAGAGUAG
Molecule: messenger RNA, 591 nt
Organism: Cylindrotheca closterium
Lineage: Eukaryota; Bacillariophyta; Bacillariophyceae; Bacillariales; Bacillariaceae
Source: the annotation of a GenBank genome assembly